GAGAAGGUUGGGGGAGCAGAGGGGACUAAACAUGAUGAUGACUUCACUGAAAUGGAAAAGAAGGUGGACACCACCAGUAGGGCGGUGAUGGACAUUAUGACCAAGACCACAGAGUAUCUGCAGCCCAACCCAGCCUCCAGAGCCAAGAUGACCAUGAUCAACUCCAUGUCUAAGAUGCGUGGCCAGGAGAAGGGUCUGGGCUACAUCCAGACCGAGACCGUCCUGGGAGAGUCCAUGCAGAAGUUUGGCAGGGAGCUCGGGGAAGAGUCCAACUUUGGCCUGGCUCUGAUCGAUGCUGGGGAGUCCAUGCGUGAGCUGGGGGAGGUGAAGGACGCUCUAGACAUGGAGGUCAAGCAGAACUUCCUGGAYCCGCUGCAGACCCUCCACGACAAAGACCUCAAGGAGAUUGCGCAUCACCUGAAGAAACUGGAAGGCCGCCGUCUGGACUUCGACUACAAGAAGAAGCGUCAGGGCAAGGUGACGGACGACGAGAUCAAACAGGCUCUGGAGAAGUUUGACGAUACCAAGGAGAUCGCUGAGCUCAGCAUGUUCAACCUGUUGGAGAGUGAUCAGAUUGAACAGGUGAGCCAGCUAGCCGCACUGGUCCAAGCCCAGGUGGAGUACCAUCGUCAGUGUGCUGAGAUCCUCACCCAGCUGCAGUCCAAGAUGGAGGACCGGAUAAGGGAUUCCUCCAACAAGCCCAAGAAAGAGUUCAUACCUAAGCCGCGUCAGUCCUUGGACCUCUCUAGUGAAAACAAUGGAGCCAUCCAAGGAUCCAGGUCCCCAGCAAGGUCUCCAGCUCCCCUAGACCAGCCAUCCUGCAGGGCGCUGUAUGACUUCGACCCCGAGAACGAGGGCGAGCUGGGCUUCAAGGAGGGGGACAUCAUCACUCUCACCAACAAGAUCGACGACAACUGGUACGAGGGUAUGAUCCACGGCAGCUCUGGAUUUUUCCCCGUCAACUACGUGGAUAUCCUGGUGCCCCUGCCCUAAAGUCGUUGCCACGGCAACGGCGCAUCAGCAACAGCAGUUUUCCCAGGCGACAAAUCCUAAUCCCUGCAUCCCCAGCWCCCGCCACCCCCAAACAUUCCCGGAAACCCACCCUUUCACUCCGCUAAAAAUGGAGAUCUAACUACAAUGAAGAUAUGACGACGAAAUCGGCUGUGGCGAGAUCAACAACAGCAUGGUGUCACACCAACGAGUGCUAACGAAACAGACUUKWAAAAAAUAUAUGGAAAAAUAAGCAAUGAUGCCGUUUUGAAUGCCAUCGUGGACAUUUACCAAUAAAAUGCUGUGGUUGUUUUUUC
Messenger RNA from Salvelinus sp. IW2-2015, 1307 nucleotides. NCBI's taxonomy places the organism in Eukaryota, Metazoa, Chordata, Actinopteri, Salmoniformes, Salmonidae. The record is from RefSeq and is a predicted model, not a curated record.